Egretta garzetta (little egret) is the source of this 808-nucleotide messenger RNA. It is a transcript of the gene CNPY3, whose product is annotated as canopy FGF signaling regulator 3. The record is from RefSeq and is a predicted model, not a curated record. Gene Ontology annotation, cellular component: endomembrane system. The transcript has 6 exons. Gene Ontology annotation, molecular function: signaling receptor binding. The coding region runs from base 1 to 735 and encodes 244 amino acids. NCBI's taxonomy places the organism in Eukaryota, Metazoa, Chordata, Aves, Pelecaniformes, Ardeidae.
AUGGUGUGGUCUCAGCUGCAGGCAGUGCCCCAUGUGGUGUUGCUGGAGCCGACAGCCCCUUUGUGCAAGUAUGUGGCAGUGGAGCUGAAAUCUGCUUUUGAGGAGACCGGCAAGACCAAGGAGGUGAUUGACACCAAGUACGGCUUCCUGGAUGGGAAGGGCUCUGCCGUCAAGUACACGCAGUCGGACAUCCGGUUAAUCGAGGUGACAGAGAACAUCUGCAAGCGGCUGUUGGAUUACAACCUGCACAAGGAGAGGAGCGGCAGUAACAGAUUUGCGAAGGGCAUGUCGGAGACGUUCGAGACGCUGCACAACCUGGUGCACAAGGGUGUCAAGGUGGUGAUGGACAUACCCUAUGAGCUGUGGAAUGAGACCUCCGCUGAGGUGGCUGACCUCAAAAAGCAGUGUGACGUGCUGGUGGAGGAGUAUGAAGAUGUGAUUGAGGACUGGUACAGGCACCACCAGACAGAGGAUCUCUCCCAGUUUCUCUGCGCUGAUCAUGUGCUAAAAGGGAAGGACACAAGCUGCCUGGCAGAGAAGUGGACUGGCAAGAAGGGUGACUUGGCAAGCAGGGGGGAGAAGCAGAGCAAGAAAAAGAGCGGGAAGAAGAAGAAGAAGGGCCAGAAGGAUGAGGGGGAGGGAGCUGCCAGCCUCCUGGCCGCAGGGGAGGCCCUGGAGGAGAGCGGGGUCCAGGAGGAGGCUCCGCUCACCCACAGCCCGGUGGAUGAGCUGUAGGCACACAGUCCCCCCGGCUCCCGGGGCCGCCUGCGCUGGGGUCUCGCCCCAAGGAAAAGGGACUGCCGUCGCG